GCGCAAGAGUGACGGAGCUCGGGCGAGCGGGAGGGGGUGUUUUGGUUCUCGCCGCUCGCCGUCCUUUCCAGACCUAGUUGUCGGAAAGCUGCUUGGUCCUGCUUUGCCUUUCCCUUCCCUUUCCUUUCCCAACCCGGAUUUUCCCUCCUGCCCUUUACGCGCCUUUCUUUGAUCGGCAGCCGCCCGGGGUCCGGGCCAUUUUCCGGGCCGGGCGCACGAAAGCGCGCGGCCCCGGGCCCGGUAUAUGACCCGCCGCCCUGCCGCCCCUCGCUUCCUCCACCCCAUGUGGCUGCGGGGCCACGGCGGCGCUGCCCACUAUGGCCCGGAAAGCAGUUAGCAGGAAGCGGAAAGCGCCUGCCUCGCCUGGAGCCGGGAGCGACGCUCAGGGCCCGCAGUUUGGCUGGGAUCACUCACUGCACAAACGGAAAAGGCUCCCCCCGGUGAAGAGAUCCUUAGUGUACUACCUGAAGAACCGGGAGGUCCGGCUGCAGAAUGAAACCAACUACUCUCGGGUGUUACAUAGUUACGCAGCUCAGCAGCUUCCCAGUCUCCUGAAGGAGAGAGAAUUUCACCUUGGGACCCUUAAUAAAGUGUUUGCUUCUCAGUGGUUGAAUCAUAGGCAAGUGGUGUGUGGCACAAAAUGCAACACGGUAAGUGUCAGGAGGACUUUUCUCUUGGGUCCGAGCGAGACAGCUCGAGCUUACUUCCGCAUGCCAGAGGAUGAGCCGGCUGAAGUCGGAAAUGCCCCGCCGGAAGGCUGGAUUCCUGUGGCCGCAGCUUGGCGGCAGCUAAACCGCCCUUGGCAGCGUCUCCGUGGUGACAUGCUGCGAUGUGCGGCUGCGCAAGAGUGA
Onychomys torridus (southern grasshopper mouse) is the source of this 851-nucleotide messenger RNA. RefSeq names its product DDB1- and CUL4-associated factor 12-like. The transcript has 4 exons. The record is from RefSeq and is a predicted model, not a curated record. Bases 318 to 851 code for a protein of 177 amino acids. Lineage: Eukaryota; Metazoa; Chordata; Mammalia; Rodentia; Cricetidae.